GCCGGAGCAAAACGGUGUCAGGAGUCUGCCUGGAAGCUUGCGUGGUUUUUAAACCUGGUUUUAACCCAAUCCGGUUUUUAUGCCAGGGCAUGGAAACGCAAACUGUUCGCUGUCCGUGCCGGGCUCACAACCCGAGGUGGAAGCGGUGCCAGAGCACCCAGCGCGCAGCAAAAGCCACAACCCACGCUCGGGGGAGAAAGUAUUUACAGGGCAAUUGCGGCCCUGGGGGGAGGCGAGCGAGGCCAGGCUCCAUCUUAAAGGUCUUUUCCAAUUGAAAUGGUUCUACGGUGCUGUGACGCGCACGGCUGCUUCAGCAGGAAUUCCUCUGGGGGUUGCGGGAGGGAAUUCGUCGAGUAAAGGGUGUCGGGGGAGCGAGCAGGUCCAGGGGAAAUCCAUGGUUUUCCGUGAAAGUGAGUGCUCAGCGGGGCUGUGCCGUACACCGGGAUGCACGUCGGCUCGCUGGCGGCGCAGAGCCUGCGGUGUGUGACAAAAACGUCCCCGUGCGGGUCUCGGGGGAGCAUGUGCUCUCUGUGACAUCUCCUGCGGUGCGGGCACGGGGGGCCCGGCGGCUGGCGGGGCCGUGGCUCGGUGCACGGGUUCCCGCUGGCGACGGCAGGCGUUGGUCGGUGCUGCUGCGGUGGCCGAAGCGUCGGUUCCUGUGCCGACGCCGUGCCGUGGGCUGAGCUGCUGAUCCGGCGGAUGUGCAAGCCCCUGAUCCUGCUAACGGCACGUGCUCGCCCCGAGACGGGGACGGGGCGGCCUCUUCCUCGGCCGUGACUGUCCUGCGUCCCUGUGAGGAGGAAGAGGAGGAGGAGGAGCAGACGCCUGGGGGAGCCUGGGGGAGCCUGGGAUCUGUGGGUGCACGCCUGGGUUCCGUGGGUGCAGGCGUGGGGUCUGUGGGGUCAGGCCUGGGGGGAACCUGGGGGUUUGUGGGUGCAGGCCUGGGGGGGACGGACUGGGAGGGACCUGAGGUCCGUGGGUGCAGGCCUGGGGGCCGUGGGGGGGCCGUGGGUGCAGGCCUGGGGGCCGUGGGGGGGCCGUGGCCGCCCUCACACGCAGCCGCCAGCCCCGGAGGCCCGCGGAGGCCGCAGUGCCCCGAGCAGCGCCGGGGCCGGUGUCACGGACCCGCCCCUUCCGGUGGCGGUGACGCGGGCGGGGCGCGGCGGUCCCGGUGCUCGUCCCGGUGCUGGUCCCGGCCCCGGCCCCGCCGCCAUGCGCAAGUUCUUCCAGGAGAUCAAGGCCGACCUGAAGUUCAAGACCGCGGGGCCCGGACAGAAGCUCUCGGAGCCGUCCCGGGUCCCCAAGGAGAAGCCGAAAGCCGAAGCGGCCCCGAAGCCCCGUCAGGCACCGACGGACGAAGCGCAGAUGGCGGCGGCUGCGGCGCUGGCCCGGCUGGAGCUGAAGCCCAAGGCCAAGCCGCCGUCCUCCCAGGAGGCCAUCAAGAACCAGGUGAGGAAGGAGCUGAUGGCUGAGGCGGCUGCGAGCGAGGAAGGGCUCUCCGCGGAGGAAAAGGACCUCGCCUCCCCAGACAGGGAAGGGGCAGCUGCCCCCUCUGUUUCAGGGGUCUAUUUCAUCUGCCCGUUGACCGGUGCGGUUGUAAGGAAAGACCAGAAGGAAAAGCACCUCAGAGAAGCCAUACAGUCGUAUUUCUCCGUAGACCCGGUGGCUGCUUCGAUCAUGGAGAUUCACACCUUCAAUAAGGACCGGGAGAAAGUCCGAGUGGGCGUGGAGACCGUGGCCAAGUACUUGGAUAACAUCUAUCUCCAUCCAGAGGAGGAGAAGUACCGGAAAAUCAAGCUGCAGAACAAAGUGUUUCAGGAAAGGAUAAGCUGCCUGGAAGGGAUACACAAAUUUUUCCAGGCUAUCGGGUUUGAGACCAAAACACUGCCUGUUCCAGGACAAGAGACCACAGAGGAGUACUACGUACUGAAGGAAGAAAUGCUGACCAAGCUGGAAGACCUCAGGGACUACAAAGAACAGCUUUUAAGCUCUGAGCCCGUGAGAGCCCAGCUGGAUCGCCAGCUCUCCGUAUUCAAACCGUCGCCUGAAGCUGCUCGGUUUGAGCUGCCGAAUGACUUUUACAACCUCACCGCAGAAGAGAUCAAACGAGAGCAGCGGCUCCGGACAGAAGCAGUGGAGAAGGCUUCGAUGCUGAGGACAAGAGCCAUGCGAGAGAAAGAAGAACAAAGGGAAAUGCGGAAGUACAACUACACCCUGGUGCGAGUCCGGUUUCCCGAUGGAUACAUCCUCCAAGGGACUUUUUAUGCACGAGAAUCAGUAUCUGCGCUCUACAACUUUGUGAGAGGAGCGCUCAGAGAUGACUGGCUGCCCUUUGAGCUGUUGGGACCCGGAGGUCUCAAACUGACGGAUGAGAACUUGGCCUUCAAUGAAUGUGGGCUGGUGCCCUCAGCCCUCCUGACUCUCGCCUGGGAUGCAGCAGUCAUGGCAGACAUUCAGGCAGCAGGAAAGGAGCAGCCAGCAAGCCCCCUGAAACCAGAACUUCUCUCCAGAGUCCAGACACUCUCAUGAAAUAAAGGGGAGUGGAUUCAGUGCUGGUGGUUUUAGACUGAUCCUUCAUUUUCUGAUACAGAUCGUUGGAGCUUCCAGCUCUGUGACCUCAGAAAUGACUUUGGUUUAGCUCUGCAGAGCGGGAGUCUCGGUUCUGCCCUGUCCCACCCGCCCUGCAGUCACCUCCACGCUCCGGUACCAGGCCCAGGACUGCUCUGAACGGCUUUACAAACCCCGUUCUAGCAGCGAUGGCUUGAGGGGUUUCCGAGACCAUGACGAAGCAGCGCUCCCCUCCCUUGGAGGAGGGAUGAGGUGCUAGUACUAGGCUGGAUUACCAACCGAGUGAGCCUGGAUUAUCAGGCUGGACUUAGAACUCAGCUUUUCCUUUUGCUUCUGUGUGCACUGUAACUCCUAUUGGAGAGAAUAUAUUUACAUAAAGUUAUGCUUAGUCUGAUUAAAUGGAAUAUUUAAAGACUCAGUUCUGUUCAAAGUUCUUUGAAUCGCAUUGCUCUUAGAGGUUUGAAAUGCAGACGAGCUCCAGUCAGUGCUAGGGCUGGCACUGGUGUUACUGGUGGAGCUUUUCACUUCACAGCACCCAGGGGGACACCAGGAGACCGGCAACAGCUUUUUAUGGUGCCCAGUGGUGAGAGAUCAGACCUCAAGCUACAGCCAGCGUUUUAGGGAACUAAUUCACCGUCUCAGAAGCCCUACGAAGUUAAAAGCGAUGUGCACAGGAGGCUGAUAAUCUGUCGGUAGCCUGAUGUGUAAUUAAUACCAGGAGAAACAAGUUGCAUUUUUCUGUUCCAAAGGUAAAGCCCUGCUGCUGUUCCUUGGAGCAAGUAAGACCACAAACAGGAUGAUAUAGAUAUUCAAAUAUAAUUGUACAUCAUUUAUACCCAAGGCCAUGCUAUACAACAUUAUGAACAGAGUAAUUCCCCCAGUGGCAUCACAAUAAGCUUAUUUCAAAAUCCCUCCACUAGUUUUAGAGAUAACUUAGAUACCUUCCAUUACAAAGAAGUAUCAAAAUUUCAAUAAUGCUUUAUUAAGGACAGAUUAAUAUGCAGUAUUUAAGCUAAAAACUAGAACUAAAAAUUUAAGCUUCCAUCUGGUCUGAAGCAGAACAAAGUGCUGUCUUCUCUUUACAAGAAAUAUGGAAUACUUUCAAGUAUCUUGUUCAAAGAUACACAAGGUUUAAAAUUCUCUAACUCAUUCUACAUACAUACAGAGAAGUUAGUAGGCAAGUCUCAAACUGUAUUAGAUGGGCUGACCACGCUGGUGUCCUGGUGAGCGGCUCUUGUGCCGCUGGAUUCUGAAACUGUUUCAGUAACUGCCAACGUAGAAUCUGCAAAGUAGAAAAUGUGUUGGUUCGGGGGUUUUUGGUUUUUGUUUUAAAUAUCCUCAUUAACCUAUCAGAAUUUGACUACUAUAUGCUUUAUCUGUCUUAGCUUGUCUGCCUGUAUCUGUUACACGUCUCCUUUUCAAUACUAUUUAAAAACCAGUUUAAUAUUGGGUUAACAGCAAGCCAGAAUAAAAUUACUUCGACCAUAAAAA
Grus americana (Whooping crane) is the source of this 4059-nucleotide messenger RNA. It is a transcript of the gene UBXN6, whose product is annotated as UBX domain protein 6. The transcript is spliced from 12 exons. Gene Ontology annotation, molecular function: protein binding. Gene Ontology annotation, cellular component: cytoplasm. The record is from RefSeq and is a predicted model, not a curated record. Lineage: Eukaryota; Metazoa; Chordata; Aves; Gruiformes; Gruidae.